GCAGAUUCUCCCUCCCUCCCCCAAAGCCUGGCGAGAGGUUUAGUUAGCCCAGAGCGCCGAGCCAGCGGGAACCGCGACGCUGAGCGCUCGCAGUGGGAAAAGCCGUGCGCCAGGGUCUCUCGGAACACAAGCGACGCUUGUCUUCUCUAGGCACCCUGGAGUCACCAAAGGCAAGUUCAGCGGGGGCGCACCUGCCAGACGCCCCAGACCUCGCAGGCCAGGGGCCCUCCGAGCCUAAAAAGAUGGCUCAGUCCAAGAUGGACUGUCGCUCACCUGUGGGCCUGGACUGCUGCAACUGUUGUCUGGACCUGGCCAAUAGGAGCGAGCUCCAGGGAGACAGCAGUGGGGACAACAACAACCGGAGCAGCCCCACAGUGAGCAACUUUAGGCAGCUGCAGGAGAAGCUGAUCUUUGAGAACCUCAACACGGACAAGCUCAACAGCAUAAUGCGGCAGGAUUCUCUGGAGCCCGUGCUGCGGGACCCCUGCUACCUGAUCAACGAGGGCAUCUGCAACCGCAACAUCGAUCAGACCAUGCUCUCCAUUCUGCUCUUCUUCCACAGUGCCUCUGGAGCCAGCGUGGUAGCCCUAGACAACAAGAUUGAGCAGGCCAUGGAUCUAGUGAAGAAUCAUCUGAUGUAUGCUGUGAGAGAGGAGGUGGAGAUCCUGAAAGAGCAGAUCCGAGAGCUGGUUGAGAAGAACUCCCAGCUGGAGCGUGAGAACACCCUCCUGAAGACCCUGGCGAGCCCAGAGCAACUGGAGAAGUUCCAGUCCAGGCUGACCCCUGAAGAGCCAGCACCUGAAUCCCCACAAGCCCCAGAGGCCCCUGGUGGUUCUGCGGUGUAAGUGGCUCUGUCCUCGGGGUGGGCAGAGCCACAACUUGUUCUACCUAGUUCUUCCCAGUUUGUUUUUGGCUCCCCAAGCGUCAUCUCACGUGGAGAACUUUACACCUAACAUAGCUGGUGCCAAGAGAUGUCCCAAGGACAUGGCCACCUGGGUCCACUCCAGUGACAGACCCCUGACAAAGAGCAGGUCUCUGGAGACUGAGUUGCAUGGGGCCUAGUAACCCCAAGCCAGUGAGCCUCACAUGCCAUCACGCCCCAGGGGCUCUCAGGGCCUGGGCAACUUAGCUGCAGCUGGCAAAGGAGAAAGGUAGUUUGAGAUGACAUGCCAGUGUGCUCCAGAAAGUAUAGGGGUCUGUUUUUCAUUUCCAUGGACAUCUUCCACAGUUUCACCUGACAACGACUGUUCCUAUGAAGAAGCCACUUGUGUUUUAAGCAGAGGCAACCUCUCUCUUCUCUCCUGCCUCACACAGGCAGGGGUACAGAUGGGAGAGAUUGAGCCAAGUCAGCCUUCUGUUGGUUAAUAUGGUAUAAUGCAUGGCUUUGUGCACAGCCCAGUGUGGGAUUACAGCUUUGGGAUGACCGCUUACAAAGUUCUGUUUGGUUAGUAUUGGCAUAGUUUUUCUGUAUAGCCAUAAAUGCAUAUAUAUACUAGGGCUAGAUCUAUAUCUUAGUGUAGUGAUGUAUUCAUAUACACAUACACCUACAUGUUGAAGGGCCUAACCAGCUUUGGGAGUACUGACUGGUCCCUUAUCUCUUAAAGCUAAUUUUUGACUGUGCUCAUGUACCAAGUUGACCUAGUUUGUCCUUUAGUUUAACUAAAACUCAAGAAAAAAGGCAGGGAGAGGGGGACCAGCCUCAUGAUGCGGCCACAGAUGCCUUGCUGCUGCAACCCUUCCCCAUCUUUCCACUGAAGACAUGUGAAGUCCUCUUUUGAAUGCCAAACCCACCAUUCACUGGUGCUGACUACAUAGAAUGGGGUUGAGAGAAGAACAGUUAAGACUUCAUGUUGUUGUUUGUGGCAAAGUUUGGAGUGAAUCACAGAUUUCCUCCUGCUGUGGAUGAGGGAUGGAUGAAGGGAGUGAAUGGCUUUGAUCCCCUGGGGCCUGAGGCAUUGAUGUGCCCAGGGAGCUUGUAUAAGGAAGUUCUGUGACAGUGAACACUUUCCACUUUAUGACACCUUAUCCUGCUGUAUGUCUUCAGGAUUUGGACAUUGAUUUUUCAAAUGUAGCUUGAAAUUUCAAUAAACUUUGAUCUUUUUCUAAAAAUUAA
Jaculus jaculus (lesser Egyptian jerboa) is the source of this 2113-nucleotide messenger RNA. RefSeq names its product TSC22 domain family member 3 (gene Tsc22d3). Bases 243 to 845 code for a protein of 200 amino acids. Gene Ontology annotation, biological process: regulation of transcription by RNA polymerase II. The record is from RefSeq and is a predicted model, not a curated record. Lineage: Eukaryota; Metazoa; Chordata; Mammalia; Rodentia; Dipodidae. The transcript has 4 exons.